This is a messenger RNA of Lates calcarifer (barramundi perch), 2164 nucleotides long. It is a transcript of the gene pdzk1, whose product is annotated as PDZ domain containing 1. Gene Ontology annotation, molecular function: protein-membrane adaptor activity; protein binding. The transcript is spliced from 8 exons. Bases 76 to 1629 code for a protein of 517 amino acids. The record is from RefSeq and is a predicted model, not a curated record. Gene Ontology annotation, biological process: protein localization to plasma membrane. Gene Ontology annotation, cellular component: apical plasma membrane. NCBI's taxonomy places the organism in Eukaryota, Metazoa, Chordata, Actinopteri, Centropomidae.
ACAGGAGAUAACAGGUAGGUGGUGACAGGUGAGGUCCUCCUUUGGACUGGGUCACUGAGCAGAGACAAGCUGGACAUGGCCGGGUACAAGCCCAAGGUAAUUUCUCUAAACAAGAGGCCGGGUCAGACGUUUGGCUUCUAUCUGAGGGUGGAGCAUGGUGAGGAGGGCCACCUGAUCCGCUGCCUGGAAAUGGGAGGUCCUGCUGAGCUUGCUGGCAUGAAAGAUGGAGACCGCAUCCUCAGGGUCAAUGGAACAUUUGUUGAUGGACUGCCCCAUUCAGAGGUGGUGGACCUGGUGAGAAACAGCGGAGCAUCCGUUACGUUCCAUAUCCUGGAUGAAGCUUCUUACAAACAAGCAAAAGCACAGGGAGUGAACCUGUCCAACCCUCAAAGUACGCCAAUUGCCAACGGUGUGGCCAAACAGGCUCCAAAACCCAAACUCUGCUACUUGGUCAAGUCCAGCUCAGGCUAUGGGUUUUCUGUUCGCUCAGUCAAAGGUGAGCAGGGUUUGUUCAUGACAGAGGUGGUCCCAGGAGGUGCGGCUGACAGAGCUGGAGUCAAAACCAACGACCGUAUAUUGGAAGUCAAUGGGGAGAACAUAGAAGGCUCCACACAUGACCAAGUAGUGGACAAGAUUAAGCUGGCAGGUGGCAGCAUUAUGUUUCUUUUGGUUGAUGAAGAAACAGACAGGUACUAUCAGAACAAGCGGAUGCAGAUAGGAGCGUGGUUAGCCACAACUAAGUACCUCCCUCACAAGCCACGCAUCAUCAACAUGACCAGAGCACCUGACGGAUAUGGCUUCCUGCUCAGAGAGGAGCCCAACCAAACAGGACAUUUAAUCAAGGACAUAGACAGAGGCAGCGCAGCAGAAAGAGCAGGUCUGAAGGAAAUGGACAGACUGUUCGCUGUGGAUGGCGAGGAGGUGGAGGGCUGCCCCCAUGAAGUGGUGGUGGAUAGGAUCAGGCAGAGUGGCAACAAAUGCUGCCUCCUGGUGCUGGACAAAGAUACGGAUCAACAGUAUAAGCUAGGGAAGGUGUCUCCUAUGCUUUUCUGGGAGGAGAUGAAGGAUUCCAACUCGCCACCCAGUUACACAGAGGCCAUCAAUCUACCUGCUGCUCCUGUCCGACCAUCCACACGUUUUCAGGAGAGGGUAGAGCUCAAGCCUAAACUCUGUAAGAUGGAGAAGACCUCAGCUGGAUAUGGCUUUCACCUUAACGGCAUCCAAGGCGUGUGCGGACAGUACAUCAAGGAGGUGGUGAAAGGUGGAGCAGCUGACAGGGCGGGUCUGGAGGACGACGACAUUGUGGUGGAGGUGAACGGGGUGAAUGUGGAGCAGAGCACCCAUGAGGAAGUGGUGGCAAUUAUCAGCAGUAGUGGCAACUCUCUGGAGAUGCUUGUGGCUAAAAAGAGCGUCUAUGACCAGCUCAAAGCUAAAGGAGUGACCAUCACUCGCCUGCUGCUUGGGGAAACAUCCUAUGUUCAAGUCCACACUGCAGACACUUCAGACGACAGCAGGGAGGAGAGACAUCAUGAGGAGGCCAGACCUGAGACCCCAACUGAAUCAGCAAGAGAGAGGACCUCAUCUGUGUCAUCAUCUUCAUCUCAAGAGAGUAUGGAUGAGAGACUCUGAGAAGCCACCUUAAGGACAUGUUUCCAGAUUUGGCCUUUGUCAAUUUAAUGUUGAUCCAGUGUUUUGUUUUUUGUUCUUAAUUCAGCUCUGUGGACUUCACUUCUUCCAAUUUAGAUCACAGAAGAGACGAAGAGAAAAAAACAGAACAAGGACAGAUAAAACUCAAAAUUUGCUGUCAUAUUUUUACUGUAACUUUGAAUCAUGUGAGAAUAGCUGCACCAGCUGUCUGAAGGGGCUGAGAACACAAACAUGCUCCUGAAAACAGUAGAUCUACUUGUUGAUGAGUCUGUGAAACUAUCAGAGGAAUGCCUUCCUAUGUCUGAGAUUACCAAUGUUACCAAAGUGAAGAUUAAAAACUAAAGCAUAGAGCCUUUAAACUAACACUAUCAAUGCUGCCAGUAAACAGUGUGGCCUUUCAUAUAUAUAUAUUUUCUCUAUGAAAAAGCUGCUGCCUUUAUUUAAUGUUCUGAGAUGAAAGUAAAUCUGUGACAGUUUCCACAAAUGCAAAUAAAUGAACACAUACCAUCUGAAUUAA